AUGGCGACCCGAUUCAUCAGAUCAUUUGUGAAUCGAAAUCCUCGGAACAAUGAGUUGAUGGGCAGACAGCCGCCGAACAAGGGAUAUCAAUUCGAGAAGGACCGCGCCGCACGCAGUUACAUUUACAAGUGAGGAAUGCUUUGAAACAAGCAAGUUACAACUCGUAACAUUUUCAGAGUGGAGUUGAUCGAAGGAAAAUCGCAUCGGGAAGGCCGUCUGGUGCACUACAAAGACGGCGUCGUUCUGAGCGCGUCCACAAGAGAACCGGCGAUCGCCAGUCAGCUCUACAGCAGAGCCGACACUUCUGCUGCGUUGAACGUCGGCCGAGUCCUCGCUCUUCGUUGUCUUCAGUCGGGAAUUCACUUUGCGCAGCCAGGAUCCACGAAAGAAUUGAUUGAAAAGAGUCAGCACGUAAGCUCGGAAACAUUUUUGGGAAUGAUUGUUACAACCCUCGAUAUCUUUCAGCAAAAACACUUCUUCAAAGCGCUCGAAGAAGAAGGGCUGAUCCUCCGCGAACCGGAACACGUGGAACACUCCUACGAAAACGAUCCGUCGUUCACCUGGAAGAGAUACCCUCAGAAACCGACGCGGCAGGAAAAACUCGACGAACUCUAA
Messenger RNA from Caenorhabditis sp. 36 PRJEB53466, 615 nucleotides. NCBI's taxonomy places the organism in Eukaryota, Metazoa, Nematoda, Chromadorea, Rhabditida, Rhabditidae. The record is from the annotation of a GenBank genome assembly.